UUAUCUGAAUCAAUAUGGCAAACAUACUUUGUGUAAGCAGCCUAACUUGAGAGAAAUGUACACCUUAAAGAAACGAACAUAUGGUUUGCAGAUUUGCUUUUAAUGACACAGCGUAAAGAGAAAUGCUAUCUUUAUUCUGUCUACAUGGAACGGGCGCCUCGCUAAAAUCAGGUAAAAUUGUAAUCGUCCAUUAUUAUGACAAAGUCAAACAAUGGCUGUGAUAAACUAACAAUGUCUCACGGACCUAACAAGUCAUUCUACUUUACAAACGACUAUAUUUGGAAGAUAUUUUGCAGCACGGAUACUACGUGCUUGGUUUCAAGAACACGAGAUUUGUGAUUUUUUACCAUGCAGAUGAAGCAGAAGGUGUCUGUGAUUUGGGGCUUGAUUAUCAUAUGUACUGCCCACGGUGCGACUUCUUCUGUGAAAGUGACCCCAGAAAGGAAGAAUGGAACGAGAAGUCAGAACUUCCUGAAACAUCGUUUUCAUGUUAUGUGCCUACUUAUACAUAAUAUGCGCAAUAAACUAUGUACCACCACAACAAACUCACCGACAAAGGCAUCACUUAUUGUACGAAAAAGGACAAAAGCAGCAGAACACACCACUGGGAUACCCAGUACUAAAACCCGUUCGCAACCAUCACAACCAGGGCCAACAGAUGUUACGACUAGCAACAUCAGCCACACCGGUAUGACGUCACCAAAAUCAGGCAUCAUUGUGAUGUCAUCGGAUAAGUCGUGGCAGAUAUCACAAUCACGUGUGUGGGGAAAAGAUACUGAACGGUACCUCGUGGCGGAGCACGGCCCGCUUCCAGAUGGUGUCCACCUCAAAUCAACGUUCUUCUGCCCGAUCCCCUCCACCAGGGUGGGGUGCGCCGCCCACUGCCUCGCCUCCCACUCGUGCCUAGCGUUCACCCACUCCCAGACACGCCAACUGUGUCAGCUAAUUAACAGGAAUAGGGUGUUCAAGGAACACCUCGCCUUUGAUGUUGGAUGGAAGAUGUAUCAUGUGUAAGCACGCACAGAAUCAACUGACGCCCAUUGCUCAUCACGAAAUAUAGUGUAAUCACACACUAGAAGGAAACUGGAUAUUGGUUAUUUUCAGUGUUCGUUAAUUUCAGCACGCUAUUGCUAAAUCAGUCAAGUAACACAUUUUUUGCACGUGGAUGCUUCGGUAUUAUAUAUAAUUAGUAAAAGUAAUAUAUAGUGAAUAUCAUUAGCGGAAAAACUAGUUUUUAAAUAGUAAACAGACCGCAUUGUGCAAGCUUAAUAUUGAGUAUGUUUCGGCGAACAUUCCGGGGUCACCCUAUUUGUCCUCACGAAUAAAUUGGAUACAGACGAAUACAUUUCCCGAGAGGUUGGAAUUGUCGCUAAACAAAGUAAUAUUUACAUUUUAUCACGGAAGAUUUUAAUCGUUAGAAGAAUGCAUAGUGAAAACGGUUGUAAACAAUACGCGUUAUGGUCGUAACACUGACCGUAAGUCGGUACAAUUAAUCGUAGCUACCAUUCUUCCGUGGAUCGGGGCCCUGGUAAGCAUCGUACAACUAACAACAGAUAAUGAAUACAUUCUGAAUUUGUAAUAAUUUUAAUCAAUUUAUUAGUUUUAGUUGGGGGGUUUUAACAUAAAAUUAAUACUUUAUCAUCUCCACUAACAAUGAUCAAACAUAAUAACAUAAAACAAAAAUAUUUUUGGCAGAUGAGCCAUACGUCAAAGAAAAAUUGAAAAGUGUUAAUUUUGACGAAAAACAAUGUUUUUUAUGUUCAACAAUUAUAAGUUAAAACUUCAGAUAUAUACAACUGGUUGACAUUUACCAUAUAACGCGGGAACUGUCUAUUUAAAAUAACCUUUAUCUAAUCAAAUGUGAAUUCUUGAGUUCUUCAAGCAUUUAUGGUCAAUUGUUUUAUUAAAAUGUUUAAAAGCCGGACCAUCUACAAAUGUUUCCUUAAAUAAAACUUGUACUCCACAAUGUACGCUGCUGCAUUUUCAUAUUCAUAAUUCACAGCCUUUACAUUUACAGGCCACGUACUCAUAAUGCAUUCAGUUGCAUCUUCAUAUUGUACACAGGCUACAUGCUCGUGGUUCCAUUUAUAUACUUAAGAUUGUCUGACGUCUUGUUAUGCUUAAAAUAAAUGAUUGUGCAAACGUA
Messenger RNA from Gigantopelta aegis, 2146 nucleotides. RefSeq lists its product as uncharacterized. The transcript has 3 exons. Bases 349 to 1014 code for a protein of 221 amino acids. NCBI's taxonomy places the organism in Eukaryota, Metazoa, Mollusca, Gastropoda, Neomphalida, Peltospiridae. The record is from RefSeq and is a predicted model, not a curated record.